Funneliformis geosporum is the source of this 540-nucleotide messenger RNA. Lineage: Eukaryota; Fungi; Glomeromycota; Glomeromycetes; Glomerales; Glomeraceae. The record is from the annotation of a GenBank genome assembly.
CGAAAAAGAAGUAGCAAAGAAAGCAAAAGAGAUAUAUUUACAAUGGGGUUUGCACAAUAAAGAAACGAUUUCAGAAAAGAUUGAGUCAUUAAUACGGAAAUACAAGGCAGAAGACAAAGGAAGUCCAGAAUGGAUAACAUUUAUAGAAGAACAUUUUAAGACAGCAGAAAUGUACGAAGCUGGGAUGACUGAAGAGCGUGCUAAGAAGAUUUUAAAUGCAAUGAAUAAUGAUAGGUUUCUUAUAAGAGUAAAAUUUGUUAGAGACGAUUCUUCCUAUGGUGAAAGACAUAACUAUGCAUUUAAAAUUAUUGAUAAAUACCAGCCCAUUCGAGAAUCAAAGAGGGCCGGUAAGAAAUUCGUUCUAGGAGGUCCAAAUGUUAUUCUUACAAAGAAAACCAAACCAGGCUUCUGGGUAGGAAUUGACGAGAAAUUUUUAGUUAAGAUUAUUCAAGAUAGUAAACGAUUAAUGCCUAUAAAAGAUGGCACACUUAAUUGUGUCACCCAACGAGUAAUAGAGCAUUUUGAAAAAGCAAAAAGAGG